Molecule: messenger RNA, 335 nt
Organism: Lobosporangium transversale
Lineage: Eukaryota; Fungi; Mortierellomycota; Mortierellomycetes; Mortierellales; Mortierellaceae
Exons: 2
Coding region: 28-321 (97 amino acids)
Source: RefSeq, a predicted model, not a curated record
CUUCAACACUAUUCAUUUCGAUUCAAGAUGAAGCCUGUUAUUAUACUAUGCGCAUUGCUGGUUGCCUCUCUCACCGCAGCUAAGCCAAACUAUUCAUAUAAAAGAUGUAUAAGAGCAUAUGGACCCUCUUCCUUUGUCUGCGAUGAUCUUUGCAACAUCUGUAAGUGCGCUCGGUACGGAUUAAUCAGCACCGAAAAAGCUUGUCCUCCAUACGAUUUCGAAACCUGCAAAAAGGUCAAAGGCACUGGUAAAUGGCCGUGCUAUUCCGGAAACAACAUAUGCCGGUGCGCCCCUGAAGGAAUUGAAGUUUGUGGUCUUUAAAAUCAAUAAAGUUC